Impatiens glandulifera is the source of this 1110-nucleotide messenger RNA. Its product is annotated as extradiol ring-cleavage dioxygenase-like. Gene Ontology annotation, molecular function: oxidoreductase activity, acting on single donors with incorporation of molecular oxygen; zinc ion binding; ferrous iron binding. The transcript has 2 exons. The coding region runs from base 146 to 1108 and encodes 320 amino acids. NCBI's taxonomy places the organism in Eukaryota, Viridiplantae, Streptophyta, Magnoliopsida, Ericales, Balsaminaceae. The record is from RefSeq and is a predicted model, not a curated record.
AGAGAAAUUAAUUUUUGUAUACAUUCUUGUAAAUCAUUGAAAAAAUAUUUGCUAACUUCUUUUGACUUUCAACUUGCUCUUCAAAUAUAUAUAUAAGAGUAAGCAAACCAUCAAUGGUGGAACUGCAACUCUGCGGGUGAAAGAGAUGAAAGCAGAGGUUUUGAUUAUCAUCACAGGAAUAGCCGUAACAGCCUUCUCCUCUCUAUUUCUCUAUCAUCAUCUCCUUCUCUUUACGGGAAGAGGAGAAGAUGCUGUAACAGAUUUCACCGCUGACAAUUCACGAUCACCGGUGAUGGUGGUCAACGACACUUUCUUCAUCUCCCACGGAUCGCCUACUCUCUCCAUCGACGAUUCCCUCCCUGCUCGACACUUCCUCAAAUCAUUCCGACACCUAGUCUUCACUCAAAACCCGUCAGCAAUUGUCGUUAUCUCCGCUCAUUGGGAGACAGCAGAGCCUACCGUCAAUGCCGUCGCCGGUGAAUCCUCUACUAUCUAUGACUUCUACGGAUUUCCUCAGUCAAUGUACAAGAUCAAAUAUCCUGCACCUGGAUCGCCAAAGUUAGCCAAGAGGAUAAGAGAAUUGCUGGAAACAUCCGGAUUUCCGCGAGUAAAGGAGGAUAAAGAGCGUGGACUGGAUCACGGAGCUUGGGUAUUGCUCAUGCUGAUGUAUCCAGACGCGAAUAUCCCUGUUUGCCAGCUCUCAAUUCAGCCAGACAAAGAUGCUACCUAUCAUUACAAUAUGGGAAGAGCAUUGGCCUCUCUAAAAGAGGAAGGGGUUCUCAUUAUUGGCUCUGGCUCUGCAACUCAUAAUCUUAGAGCGUUAAGCCAGUCAUUUGAUGGUUCUGUACCUGGCUGGGCUUUCGAGUUUGAUGCCUGGCUCACAGAUGCCCUUCACAGUGGCAGAUAUGAAGAUGUAAACCGUUAUGAAGAGAAGGCACCCCAUGCGAAAAUGGCUCACCCUUGGCCAGAUCAUUUCUAUCCGCUUAGUGUGGCCAUGGGUGCAGCAGCAGGAGGUGGUGGCGGAGGAAAAAGUACAAAGGCUGAGCUCGUACACCAUAGCUGGAGCAGGACUCUCUCGUAUGCCUCUUACAGGUUCACUUCACUUUGAUC